Molecule: messenger RNA, 2906 nt
Organism: Annulohypoxylon maeteangense
Lineage: Eukaryota; Fungi; Ascomycota; Sordariomycetes; Xylariales; Hypoxylaceae
Exons: 4
Coding region: 395-2470 (691 amino acids)
Source: RefSeq, a predicted model, not a curated record
ACCCCAAACCUUCGUUCACUUAACUGGCGCCUCGAAAAUUCAAAAGUUUCCGAGCUUCCUUCAUCAUACUUCAACACUUUUGUGCCCGACGGUUUCCCUCACCGAUCCUACCCUUUUCAUCGUCGCGAUUCCCUCAAUUCUUGAACCAUUAUUCUUUUUUUAAGAUACCCUUACUGUUCUCGUUGUUGAACCGCACCUUGACCCGUCUCUCGUUCUGGUCGAGCCACUUUGCUGGCAUUUAAGCUACGAUCACGCACACGCGCAUCGUCUACGAAUCGUCUACAAUUUCCAUUCUUCAAUUCUCGAUUCCGUGCACAAACCUCACGAUCGUCGCCGGUGAUAUAAUUCUACCAUCGCCAAUAGACAUUAUCCUUCAACUGCGGAGCACCACCUCAUGGCAUCCCGUAGUUACCAGAACCAGGGCUAUAUGCCCAACGGCGCUACUAGUAGCCACCCGAACGCUGGCCAGCCAGCUCCCGGCGCUGUUCCUCUUCUCCCGAACCAAGGACGAGUCAUCCAAUCCGGACCUAUUCGAGUUCUGUGCAUAGCAGACGUUCGAGGUAAUCUACGAUCCUUGAACGAGCUGGCGAAGACUGCACGAGCGGACCAUAUCAUUCAUACUGGCGACUUUGGUUUCUACGAUGAUACGUCAUUAGAGCGCAUUGCGGAGAAGACCCUAAAGCACGUUGCACAGUACUCACCAUUAAUCAACGAGGAAGUCAAGAAGGCCAUUGGCCAAGGUGGGCCAGGCUCUGUCAAGACUCGAUUCCCUCCGCAAGAACUUCCUCUCUCUGAGUUGCCACUACUCAUCAGCGGCCAAGUCAAACUCGAUGUUCCAGUUUACACAGUUUGGGGCGCUUGUGAGGAUGUCCGAGUGCUAGAGAAGUUUAGAUCGGGAGAGUACAAGGUGCACAACUUGCACAUUAUCGAUGAAGCGCGAUCGAUGUUGUUGGAGAUUGGCGGCGUCAAGUUGCGACUGCUUGGACUUGGUGGAGCUGUUGUCAUGCACAAGCUAUUUGACAAUGGUGAAGGUCGAACCACUAUUGCCGGUGGUCAAGGUACUAUGUGGACCACACUGCUUCAGAUGGGAGAAUUGGUCGAUACCGCCAAUCGUGUCUACGACCCGACCGAGACGCGCAUAUUCGUUACUCACGCUUCACCUGCCCGUGAGGGUAUUCUAAACCAAUUAUCUGUCAGCCUCAAGGCAGACUUUUCUAUUUCAGCAGGCUUGCAUUUCCGGUAUGGAAGCUCUUACAACGAAUUCAGCGUUAAUCCAACACUGGAUCAUUACCGUGGUAAGCUUGCCGCUUCCAAAGCAUCGUUCAACGAUGUCUGGGAGACGGUGAAGGGGGAAGUUGAGCCUGCUAUCCAGCAGAAUGAAGCUCAACAGAAUCUGCUUCGAAAUGCACUGGAGUUGGUUGAUAAAAUGCCUCGUACCGCUGCUGGUGGAAAUCCCUUUGGUGGCCCUGUGACUGGCCCUGGGGCUCAAGGUCAAGUGGACGAGAGUGCGUUCAAGAAUAUGUGGAACUUCAACUUGGCGGAUGCUGCAUUCGGUUGGCUUGUUUUGGAGAUCCAAGACGGUCGUAUCGGCACAGAGAUGCGCGCUCAAGGUUUCAACUUCUCUCACCGAGGAGCUAAGCAACAGACCGUCCCCCAAAGUACCCCGUCACCGGCUCCCGGCUUAGCCCCAGCAGCUCCAGCAGCUUCUGUACCCCCAGCAACGACGUCUACCCCUGGAAUUUCUGGCCCGCAGAGAAUCCCCUCAGCCGCAGGACAACAAGUCAAGUCUAAUACUGCCACUCCGUUAUUACCCCCUAAAUCCGCUACCCCGAAGCCGACUUCCUCAUCUCCGGCUCCUAGCGCGGCCGCCGGCAAGGAGAAUGAGAAGCCCGCAGGUGCCAACGGCUCAACUAACGGGCCGGAUACUGUCCCAUCACCCGCGCCCCGCACUCCUGCCGACAGUAUCAUCGGCCUCUUUGUGAUGAAUGUGCAAAGCGACGAACAGGCUCGUGAAAUCUUCCCCGAAGAACACAAGGUGAAGAUUGCCAAGAUUGAGAAAUGGGGGAAUAACUCGAACAAUAAGGUUGUUCACUUCCACACCGUGGAGGAUCGGGAGGUUGCGUAUACCAGUCUCUCUGACGAGUUCAAGGUCCGUCAUUCUGAAGAUCGUUCUCGUCCCUUGGUAAAGAUCUUCCAGCCUCGCGAGAGCAAGCAGAUCUUUGGAGGACGAGGAGCCGGCACCUGGGGAACUGGUCGUGGUCGGGAUAACGCUAGCGGAUAUCGCAGUGCUGGUGACCGUGGCGCCCUUAGUGGUGGCGAAAGCGGACCGGAAACUGGUCGUCAACGCGGCCGAGGAGGGGCGCGAGGUGGUAGAGGUGAUCGAGGGGGUAGAGGCGGACGUGGCGGUCGUGGAGGUAUGGGCAAGGGUGAGGGCGGAACUGCCUCCCCAGCUCCCGCUGGCGACUCGUAGACAACCCGUCGACUUCGCCCCCUACUCUAUCGCCCAUAUACAUUCUACUAAUGACCUCGCGUGAGACCGCGCGAAUUUUUGCUUGUUCUGUGGCACUACGCCACGAAACAACUUUCUCGUCGAUUUUUUUUUACCAGGUGGAGUUCAGAGAUUCUGCCGGCCUGCGAAGGAAGUUUUUUUUAGGGGAAAAAACGUAAGGGGGACUCUGUCAUAUGGUCGGACGGACGUGGAUUCGGUUUACGCGAUAGCUCAUCGGCUGAAGCCACUAUUCUCUCGGGUUGUGCCAGUUAUCUGUUUUCGCAACCAUCGCAGGCAAAAGGGGAUCGGUGUGUUUCUUGUGACCUAUUUUUUCCGAUAACCCGGACCGUACUGGACGGGAAUCAUUGAGAUAGGUUCUGGCCAAUGCAACCGUACGAAUGGAUUAUUGAGAAACCUG